CGCGCGCACACCGACCGCGCUCACUCCCCGAACCGCACGCGUCCCCGAACCAUGCGCACCGCCUGAACCCGAAACCCCCCGAACCAUGCGAUAAACCCCCCGCGAAAAAAUAACUCACGUGAACGCGGCGAAAUAAAAUGAAAGUGAAACCCUCGGAGCAGUGACCGAUACAACAUGCUGAGCGAAAAUAGAUGGAAAGUGAUUCUGAUCGUGGUGGCGUCCGUCGCGACCGCCGAGCCGAGUCGCGCGCUGAGCCUCGCGUACGGGAGCCCCCCCGGCGUACCCGUGUUCGUGCCGAGGAGCUAUCGGCGCCGGGGCCGAGCGCGGGUGCUGUUCCUCGACGAGGACGAGAGCCGGCAGCCUCUGGGCCGGGGGGAGAUCGACCUGACGGACCUGCCGCUCAAGCUCGACGACGGACCCGACUACGAGUUCACGUCGCCGGACGAGAAGGGCACGGAACGGUUCUACGAGCCGGCGACGCGGUUCCGCGCGCUGGCGCACCCGAAAUACUUGCACCAGAACUUCGGUAGCCCGUACGCGCCUAAUUUCGGGUUCACGUACCCCGGGCAAGUGCCGUUCGCGCCGCCGCGGGCCGGGCUGCUCGCAGCCAGCUCGGGCUGGAAGGCGCGUAGCCCCCGCGUCGUGUUCCCCUACGCCCCGGACAGUGUCAACUCCGUCCAGACGAACUCCCACACGGGUCCCAUCGCGGACAACGUAGUGUUCCGCGAGCAGAACUUCGGCGCGAGCGACGUCGGCGCGGAGGAGCAGCUGCAGGACAUCGGCGCGCCCGACGCUUUCGCGGAGAGAGAUGCCAAAGACCUACAUCGAGCUCAUAAGAAAAGAACAGAGUAUAAAGUUAAAAAAAUUGAAUCCAAACCGCCGUAUAGGCUAGAAAAACCGAUGUUCGUACAGACUAGAACAGUGAAAAGAAACUUCUUUGAAUAUCCGAACGCAACGGAAGAUGUGCCAGCGUUCAAACCGAUCUCCGACGCGCAGAUGCAAAAGAUAAACGAGAUAAUAAAAGACGUGAUCAAACCGAGUGACCAGGGUCACAGGAAGGGCAAAGCGGUGGACGCUCAAGCGAGUUCAUCAGAUAUAAGUGUAACCCAAAAGAAAACUGAUAGACAGUACGAGAAAAAGUGUCCUCAAGGUGGUACAUGUGAAGUGUUCUUCUACUGUUGGAUGGUCGGUGGACUUCUAGAGGGAUCGUGCGGUGGUCUCCUGAAAGGCUGUUGCCACAGAGUAGCCAAAGCCGGCAUCCUCGGCGUGCAAGAUUCCAAUAGUCUCGAAUACGAGGGAUUGAAUUACGGACCAGUCAUUAACGACGAAAGCUGCGGUGUAGCCACGGGCAAGCAGACGGCGCAGCGGCGGAUAGUGGGCGGUGACGACGCCGGAUUCGGCACCUUCCCUUGGCAGGCCUACAUCAGGAUCGGAUCCUCCAGGUGCGGCGGCUCUCUCAUAUCCCGUCGUCACGUGGUCACGGCGGGCCACUGCGUCGCGCGCGCGCAGCCCCGUCACGUCCGCGUCACGCUCGGCGACUACGUCAUCAACUCCGCCGCAGAACCCCUCCCCGCUUACACGUUCGGCGUUAGGAGUAUUAAGGUGCAUCCUCUAUUCAAGUUCACCCCUCAGGCGGACAGGUUCGACGUCGCGGUCCUGACGCUUGACAGAAACGUCCACUACAUGCCACACAUAGCACCAAUCUGCUUACCGGAGCGGGGGUCGGAGUACCUCGGUCAGUACGGCUGGGCCGCAGGUUGGGGAGCCCUGUCGCCGGGGUCCCGGUUGCGACCCCGCACCCUGCAGGCCGUCGAUGUGCCAGUGCUGGACAACAGAGUGUGCGAGCGCUGGCAUCGGGCUAAUGGAAUCAACGUAGUGAUCUACCCUGAGAUGCUAUGCGCCGGCUACCGGGGCGGGGGGAAGGACAGUUGCCAGGGGGACAGCGGUGGACCGCUGAUGCUGGAGCGAGCUGGCCGGUGGUACCUCAUAGGCGUGGUCUCCGCCGGCUACUCCUGCGCCAGCCGCGGCCAGCCCGGCAUCUACCACCGAGUCGCCCACACCGUGGACUGGAUAUCGCACGCUACCACUCUGUCAUAGCUAACGUUUUAGCUAGCCUGACUAGACUGAUUUAUCUAAUCACCGAUGUUCGUCGCAAUACGAUCAGAGCGAGUCAAAAUGCAUU
This is a messenger RNA of Aricia agestis (brown argus), 2182 nucleotides long. Its product is annotated as serine protease 33. Lineage: Eukaryota; Metazoa; Arthropoda; Insecta; Lepidoptera; Lycaenidae. Gene Ontology annotation, molecular function: serine-type endopeptidase activity. The record is from RefSeq and is a predicted model, not a curated record. The coding region runs from base 175 to 2097 and encodes 640 amino acids. The transcript is spliced from 7 exons. Gene Ontology annotation, biological process: proteolysis.